AUGUGUUUGUUCAAAUCACGUGAUUUUGAGAUGACUGAUUCUCAGUAUGAGCACGCGCUUGCUGUGGAAAGGGUUGUGACGGGUUUAGCUGCUUUGAGGAUUGAGCUUUGUCCAGUGUACAUGAGCGAGUAUUGCUUCUGGAGGAUUUACUUUGUGCUUAUGCAUAUUUGGUUCCUACGGUGGAGGAGCUAA
Messenger RNA from Eruca vesicaria subsp. sativa (arugula), 192 nucleotides. Lineage: Eukaryota; Viridiplantae; Streptophyta; Magnoliopsida; Brassicales; Brassicaceae. The record is from the annotation of a GenBank genome assembly.